Messenger RNA from Trichomycterus rosablanca, 3097 nucleotides. It is a transcript of the gene fan1, whose product is annotated as FANCD2 and FANCI associated nuclease 1. The record is from RefSeq and is a predicted model, not a curated record. Gene Ontology annotation, cellular component: nucleus. The transcript is spliced from 13 exons. Gene Ontology annotation, molecular function: 5'-flap endonuclease activity; 5'-3' exonuclease activity; flap-structured DNA binding. Gene Ontology annotation, biological process: interstrand cross-link repair. Bases 1 to 2955 code for a protein of 984 amino acids. NCBI's taxonomy places the organism in Eukaryota, Metazoa, Chordata, Actinopteri, Siluriformes, Trichomycteridae.
AUGGAUUCUCGGCCAGGUGAAAGCCAAACUAAAGACCGCACCAAGCUCCCAAGAAGGCUUUCUAUGGCCAAAAAAGACUGUGCAUUGCAAAAAAAGGCCAUUGCAAAAGAGAAUUCCAAUAAUAAGCAUAAAAGCAUGUCAAUUACUUCAUUUUUUAAGAACACACCACCAUCUAAACUGGCUUGCCCACUAUGUGGCAGGUUUGUACCUCGUUUCAAGAUAAAUGAACAUAUUGACUCUCGAUGUAAAGACUUUUCAGAGGAAAGUGGUGUAGGAGCUCAAGAUAAAACAUCUCCGUCACUUUCAAAUAAUGGCCUACGAAAUCCAGAUGUGGAGGAAAAACCCACAAACAUGCAUGCAAAGACUGAAGAAUCAAAAACUAGUCCAUAUUUUGAAAACAAUGGCAUGGCAUGGCAAGAAUCACCCAAACGAAACUGCCAAGCUAAAGAGGUCAGGACAGUCAGUCUUGACAGAUUGUCUUCAAAACUUUCCAAAAAGGUUCUGGUGUUUUCAGAGGACUCGAAAAAUAACGAGACCCAAGUGCCUGUUUUUCACGAGCCAGACUUCACUGAAGCAAGUAGUUCACAAAAAGAAAACUUUGAUGCAACUACAAAUCCACCUCAUGCUGAGAAAUAUGAGGCUCCUGUACCAACACUUGAAUCACCGGGAACUGAGGCUUCUCAGCCGUUAAAAACUGCUGCUUCGUCUAGAAUAAUGAAGAGGAAGACUGACACACGUGCAGCCCCAAAUCUGCAAAAGAAAAUUCGACAUGCAGAGAAUAAAAGCAAAAACAAAGCGUUUCCUAUAUUCAGCCAAAUUCACAGGUCACAUGCUAGUGCUUCCACAAAUGAUAUCGGCGAAGAUGGGUUACCUGAUGUCAGAAAAUCUAAGGAUGAGAAUGUAGAAGAAAAAAAGACUAGAAAGCCACAGGAAAGUGAUGAUCUUCAAAAGGAUGCUAGUGCUACUUCUGCGGAACCUGCUUUAGCCAGACAACCUUAUUAUCUUCAGAAUUUCCUAACUGUUCUGGAAGCAGUACUGGAGAAUGAAGAUGAUCGAGUACUAUUUAACAGCGAUGAUCUCUCACACAUCCAUAGUUUUAAGCAGCUCUCAGUGGCAGGUCAGAUGCUCUAUGUCCGUCUCUUUCAGAGGAAGCUAAAGUGGCUGCAGGUUAGCAAACUGGAUUAUGCAGAGAUUAGCUCAGAUCUCAGACCUGUUGUGCAAGAACUUGUAAAGAGUGGAUUUCUCCAGACAGAGUCUGAACUCGACGAGAUCCAAGAUGCUUUGCAUAUUAUACCUGCUCCAGAGCUCCGAAGCCUGGCCAAGACUUUCCACCUUAGAGGUCCAGGCAGCAGCACCCAGAAACAGCAGCUAGUGGAAGGUCUUCUAAAUUUGUCCAAACAGCGUUCGCUCUUCUCCUGUGCACCUGGUCAAAACAACAUCAGAACAGUCAUUCUUAAGAGAGCGAAACAGCUAGCAGGCUCCUGCAUACGUCUCUGCCGUGAUCCUCGUGCAGUGUUCUCCAGAGUUCUUCUCCUCUUCUCGCUUACUGACACUAUGGAGGAAGAGGAAAUGGCAUCAGGGGGUCAAAGCCAGCUAUACACUAUACUGCUGGUUAAUUCUGGGCGCCUGGCAUUCCCAGACUACACUGUAAAUCGCUCUGCCCAAGUGUUUCGGGACAGGGAGGACCUCAUCAGAUAUGAGGCUGCCAUGAGAACGCUUCAAGAAAUAAUUACAGCAAUGCAGACAGGUUGCUGGGAGGAUGCUCUUGUUCUCUAUAGCUCUGCAAAGUCUAAUUGGCAGAACCUUAAGCAAGCCUGUGACUUAAGAUGGCAGGAGGAGUUACCAGUGUUCCUGCGCUGCUUUACAGUGGGCUGGACAUAUACGCGUAUAUUGUCUCGUGGAGUUGAGAUACUACAGAGGCUUCGUCGCUAUGAGGACGCAGUAGAGGAGUUGAAAUCUCUUUUGUCUCAGUCAACAUACUGUCCAGUCAGCAGAGGGCGAUGGUGGGACAGGCUGGCUCUCAAUCUCCAGCAGCAUCUCAAACAGCAUGAGCAGGCCAUUUACGCCAUUAGGGAUGGUUUAAAUGAUCCACUAGUUCGGACAGGUCACCGCUUGGCACUGCACCAGAGAGCUGCCAGAAUGAAAGAGUCGGCAAGUUUUAAAAAGUAUCGCCUGCUGCUCCGAGAACUCGCUGCUAUCCAAGUCGAUGAUGUUACUCACGUGACAAUUCGAGGCCAGCUCUUUCCCCAUGAAGGUGGUAUGGGCAAAUCCAGGUUCCUGAGACCUGCUGCAGGGAGUGGGAGCUCUGGGGAAGUUGGUGAGGACAUGGUUAUAUGUUCUGUUGAAGAGCUGGCAUUGGCACACUACAGAGAACUCGGCUUUGAUCAAGGUAUUCAUGGUGAAGGCUCCACAUUCUCCACACUGUUUGGGCUUCUACUGUGGGACAUUAUCUUUAUGGAAGGGGUUACUGAUGUCUUUAGAACUUCUUAUCAGGCAUGUCCUUUGGACUUGCACACUGACAGUUUCUAUGAAAAUCGGAAGGAGGCUAUUGACUGCCGGGUUGAGCUAUUGCGUGAGGCCUCCAACAAAAGGCUGCAGGAUCUGCUGGCAGAAGUGUGGAACUCGCAGGAGGGUAGAUUGUGUGCACUUGUCAACUGGGAACUAUUCUCUUCUCUUCAGCAAGCCCAGAGCUUAGUGGCAUGUCUGGGCGGGCAUUUUUUAAGCGGAGUGGUUCUUAGAAUGGCAAAGGACUACAGACACAGUAGAGGAGGACUUCCUGACCUAGUUGUAUGGAAUACCAACAACAAUAGCUACAAGCUGGUGGAGGUGAAGGGUCCUAAUGACCGACUUUCUCAGAAGCAGCAGCUCUGGUUGGAUGAACUACAGAAGCUGGGGGCCAGUGUUGAAGUGUGUCACGUUACUGCUACUGGAGCCCGGGGAGCACGACUGGAGUAGAUUACACCAGCCUUUACAGAGACAAAUACACUAAUAGACUGUCUAAAAAUAUGAGAAUGGUCUUUGUAGAGCUGCUAAUUAAUUAUUAUCUUAUUGUUAUAUAUAAUUAUACAAACAAUUAUAAAUAAAAGUAUUUAUUUUA